GGCCAGAAGCGCUCCGGACGACGCGACGAGCGCUCGUCGCACGGUCCCGCGAUACGACUACCGAAGUGCUACCGAUCUAGUGAUAGUAAAGUUGUGAUUUCGGCCGGCGGAGGACGAUGCUGAGAUAAGCCGCGAUGCAAGCGAUGAGCGCCAACCCGGGCGCGCCGCGGGCGCCGCAGCGGUCGCCGUUCGCGAUCCAGGAGCUGCUGGGUCUGUCGGAAGGGCGGGAGCGGGAACGCUACCUGGAGCGGGACGAGCGGUACGCGCCGCAGCUGCUGCCAGCGUCGGUGGCGAGCCGCGUGGCGUACGCCGCCGCCUUCAACGCACAGGCCGCCGUCGCCGCCGCCUUCCUGCCCGGCCCGCCGCUGUUGCAUCCCCCACCCGGGUUCCCGCAGAUCAAGUCCCCCUACAGCCCCUCCGCGCAGCCACACCUUAGCGCGGUUCGACAGUUAUAUUCAGGUGUAUCGUCACUAGAAGCGGCCAAAGACUUCACAGUCGACGGGCUGACGGGGUACAACGGGAAGAAAAAGAAGAAGAAACGUAGACACAGCCGCACGAUCUUCACGUCGUACCAGCUGGACGAGCUGGAGAAGGCGUUCAAGGACGCGCACUACCCCGACGUGUACGCGCGCGAGAUGCUCUCCCUCAAGACGGACCUGCCCGAGGACAGGAUACAGGUGUGGUUCCAGAACCGUCGCGCGAAGUGGCGCAAGACGGAGAAGUGUUGGGGGCGCAGCACCAUCAUGGCGGAGUACGGGCUGUACGGGGCCAUGGUGCGCCACUCCCUGCCGCUGCCGGAGACCAUCCUCAAGAGCGCCAAGGACAACGACAACGUCGCGCCGUGGCUGCUCGGCAUGCACCGCAAGUCGCUGGAGGCGGCGCAGCACCUGAAGGAGUCGGGGUCGGAGCGCGAGGGAUCCGAGGCGGAGGCCGACCACGCGCCGCCCUCCCCGCACAGGCACGACCACGACCACCAGGCGCAGAGCUCCCCGGGCAGCAGCACGACGGCGUCGUCGUCGGCGAAGGGGCGCGCCUCCCCCGACCACUACGACGACCCCGAGGCGCUCCGCAACAACAGCAUCGCCUGUCUCCGGGCCAAGGCGCAGGAGCACCAGGCGCGCCUGCUCUCCAACAACCUGCUGCUGCAGGUGCGCGGGCUGCAGCGGCCGAGCGCGGCGGAGGACGACGGGCCGACGGACAUCGACGUCGGCACCGAACCCCCGCCCCUCGACCCGCGCCUCUACUGAGCCCCCGGCCCCCGCACCGCGCCGGCGACUAGUGACGUCAUGGUGACACACACUUGGUAGUGAAAUUGUGACUUUCGGAGCAAAAGCGAGAUAGUGCAGAGGCUACGUGCGAUAGAAGAGACAAACUUCAUUGUGCAGAAAGUGACUUAAGUGUUACCGCAGCAAAACUAAUGUUAUCUACGAACUAAAGCUGAUUUUAGUCUCAAGCUAAUCGCUCGCUGACGGUCUAUGCCAAUACC
Molecule: messenger RNA, 1486 nt
Organism: Aricia agestis (brown argus)
Lineage: Eukaryota; Metazoa; Arthropoda; Insecta; Lepidoptera; Lycaenidae
Product: visual system homeobox 2-like
Exons: 9
Coding region: 135-1247 (370 amino acids)
Biological process (GO): regulation of transcription by RNA polymerase II
Cellular component (GO): nucleus
Molecular function (GO): sequence-specific double-stranded DNA binding; DNA-binding transcription factor activity, RNA polymerase II-specific
Source: RefSeq, a predicted model, not a curated record